CAGGGGCGGACUGACCAUUUGGAAACUCGGGCACUGCCCGAGGGCCCAGGGUCAGUAGGGGGUCCCAUGAGAUGCCCGUGGUACCUUUUUCAUAGGUUUUUUUUUUUGCAGUUUGGGCAAGGACACAGGGGCCACAUGAUCCCCUAUUGCCCGGGGCCCCAUGAAUUGUCAGUCUGCCCCUGGGCUCAUCCUCAUCAGUGCCUCCUCAUCAAUACUCGUCAGUGCCACCUCAUUAGUGCAGUCUGUCAGUGCUGUCUCAUCAGUGCCCAU
Messenger RNA from Staurois parvus, 270 nucleotides. NCBI's taxonomy places the organism in Eukaryota, Metazoa, Chordata, Amphibia, Anura, Ranidae. The record is from the annotation of a GenBank genome assembly.